GCUGGGAUUUGUCCCGCCCACCGCCGCCUGCCAAGUUCCGUUUCCGGCUUGCUGGGAACUAGGGUCUAGAAAGUGACCGCUGCCGUGGUCGCCAUGGGGAAGUCAGAUUUUCUUACUCCCAAGGCUAUCGCCAACAGGAUCAAGUCCAAGGGCCUGCAGAAGCUACGCUGGUAUUGCCAGAUGUGCCAGAAGCAGUGCCGGGACGAGAAUGGCUUUAAGUGUCAUUGUAUGUCCGAAUCUCAUCAGAGACAACUAUUGCUGGCUUCAGAAAAUCCUCAGCAGUUUAUGGAUUAUUUUUCAGAGGAAUUCCGAAAUGACUUUUUAGAACUUCUCAGGAGACGCUUUGGCACUAAAAGGGUCCACAACAACAUUGUCUACAAUGAAUACAUCAGCCACCGAGAGCACAUCCAUAUGAAUGCAACUCAGUGGGAAACUCUGACCGACUUUACUAAGUGGCUGGGCAGAGAAGGCUUGUGCAAAGUGGAUGAGACACCAAAAGGCUGGUAUAUUCAGUACAUAGACAGGGACCCAGAAACUAUUCGCCGGCAACUGGAACUGGAGAAAAAGAAAAAGCAGGACCUUGAUGAUGAAGAAAAAACUGCCAAAUUUAUUGAAGAACAAGUGAGAAGAGGCCUGGAAGGGAAGGAGCAGGAGGCCCCUACUUUUACGGAAUUAAGCAGAGAAAAUGAUGAAGAGAAAGUCACGUUUAAUUUGAGUAAAGGAGCAUGCAGUUCAUCCGGAGCAACGUCUUCCAAGUCAAGUACUCUGGGACCGAGUGCACUGAAGACAAUAGGAAGUUCAGCAUCAGUGAAACGAAAAGAAUCUUCCCAGAGCUCAGCUCAGUCCAAAGAAAAGAAGAAAAAGAAAUCUGCACUGGAUGAAAUCAUGGAGAUUGAAGAGGAAAAGAAAAGAACUGCCCGAACAGACUACUGGCUACAGCCUGAAAUUAUUGUGAAAAUUAUAACCAAAAAACUGGGAGAGAAAUAUCAUAAGAAAAAGGGUAUCGUUAAGGAAGUAAUUGACAAAUACACAGCUGUUGUGAAGAUGAUUGAUUCUGGAGACAAGCUGAAACUUGACCAGACUCAUUUAGAGACAGUAAUUCCAGCACCAGGAAAAAGAAUUCUAGUUUUAAAUGGAGGCUACAGAGGAAAUGAAGGUACCCUUGAAUCCAUCAAUGAGAAGACUUUUUCAGCUACUAUCAUCAUUGAAACUGUAAGUUUGUUUAUACAAAGACAGAAAUUUCAAAAUGCUUUAAAAAUGUGCCAUAGUGUUUUCUAAUUGGAUUGUUCUUUAUUUUAGAAUUUGAGUUUUUUAUUAGCCUUGUAUCCUAUUUGGAAAUCUGUAAGCUUAUUUUCUCUAAUGACUGUACCAUUGCUAAAGUAUUUUAUUUUCUGAUUACAAAAGAAAUGUUACUCAUGCUUAAAACCUGAAAAAUAUAUUUUAAUUUAAUAUAAAUAAAUAAUUAUAAAAAUCAUAAUCCCCAUUAAUAUUUUGGUCUGUUCCUUUCCAAUCUUGGUGUUUUAUGAAAGUGUGUAUAAUAGGUACCGUUUGUAUCCUUUUUUCCCCUCAUAUUGAAUAUAAAACUCAAUUUGGCAUAGUGAAGUUAGUGGGGGAAGUAUAGUCAUUGUCAAGAGGAAGGGAACCACAGAGGUCACCCACUUUUUUAAAUGUCUUCCCUUUUUUCAUAAAGGAUUUAAGGUAGCAGAGAUCAAUACAGUGAUUUAAAGAACUCUGACAUACAAACAAAGUUGGUUAUUGACUUAGAACUGAUAUUUCACUGACAGGUCUGUGACUGAGGCCCGAGAUAUCUUCAGAAAGAAAGUUUCCUUUUAAAACUCUGAACUACUGCACUGCAUAUCUUUGAUGCUAAACAAAAGAAUUUUUCAUCUCCAGUACAGUCCGUUUUAGUAUUUCUGGGGGAGCUUGGGAGUAAUAGAUCACUAAGGGAGUUUAAUGAAAGUUUAGACUCUUCAAAACGUUGCACAUAAUUUGCUAAAUUUUCUUUGUUCUCUUGGGGAGUUUAUAGGACCCCUAAGCCCAUGGGCCUGUUAGAGGAUAUGUGUCUAGGAAGGUUUUCUGGAAAAAUCAUUUAGGUCCUUAUUUGAGAGAAUUCUCCUUUCAGUAAAUCAAACUUUUCUUUUUUUUUUUUCUUUCUGAUCCUGACAAUGCUAACCUAGAAACUGUUACUUGCUAACUGUUACUCACUAAUGUAAACUAAGGGGAAAAAAGGGAAAAAGGACUCUUACUUGGCAUUGAGGAACGUGUGAGUCUGACUAAAUUAGCAGAUUGAGUUUUAACAAAAAACUCUAAGAUUUUCUCUGACUCCGUCAGCAUAAAGCAAUAGAACAUCCAGUAUUUCCUUGACAACUUGCUUAUCCUUCCCUUAUUAAUUUCUUUUUUUUUUUUUUUUUGCAUGGACCAUGCAUGAAACUUACCUUACUAAUUCCAUAGCGCUAUCAAAUGCAGAUCCUGUUUCAUGUUUUCAUCUCAGGGAAACACAAAACAACUGAUUACUGUUGAGGCUGUGUUGAGUUCCAUCUUGAUACCUUUGGUUUGCAGGUUGUGUCCAUUCAUCAAAAGCUAAUUUCUCACCUUCUGCACUGUAGACCCAGUUUCAUCUUCUGUACUGAGGUAGAACUUAGGAGCAAAUCCACAUGAAAAGCCUUUCUGUUUGAUUGCAAAGCAACAUGUAGUUCUUUUAGAAGAGGGAAUCUACCAGCUGGGCAUGGUGGCUCAACCCUGUAACCCAGCACUUUGGGAGGCCA
Piliocolobus tephrosceles (Ugandan red Colobus) is the source of this 2765-nucleotide messenger RNA. It is a transcript of the gene KIN, whose product is annotated as Kin17 DNA and RNA binding protein. The transcript is spliced from 12 exons. Gene Ontology annotation, biological process: DNA replication; DNA damage response. Gene Ontology annotation, cellular component: nucleus. The coding region runs from base 94 to 1278 and encodes 394 amino acids. NCBI's taxonomy places the organism in Eukaryota, Metazoa, Chordata, Mammalia, Primates, Cercopithecidae. The record is from RefSeq and is a predicted model, not a curated record. Gene Ontology annotation, molecular function: double-stranded DNA binding.